Molecule: messenger RNA, 5281 nt
Organism: Betta splendens (Siamese fighting fish)
Lineage: Eukaryota; Metazoa; Chordata; Actinopteri; Anabantiformes; Osphronemidae
Gene: epha8
Product: eph receptor A8
Exons: 20
Coding region: 276-3383 (1035 amino acids)
Biological process (GO): cell surface receptor protein tyrosine kinase signaling pathway; axon guidance; protein phosphorylation
Cellular component (GO): plasma membrane; neuron projection
Molecular function (GO): ATP binding; transmembrane-ephrin receptor activity; protein binding
Source: RefSeq, a predicted model, not a curated record
GCAGACUGACGAGUGAGAGCCACAGAGGCAGCUACCCAACUCCAACCCAAUGAGCUCGCAGCGCCUCGCACUCACACACACACUUGCACUCACACACACACACACACACACACGCUCUGCCUCGGCACCGGCUCCUCGCUCCAACCCUGGGACGCAGAGGCAGAAGAAGGAGGAGAGGAGAGAGACGCGGCGACUGGCUGAGAGGCAGAGUAAGGGCGAGGGAGUCAGAGCGGGCGAGCGAGGCAGAGCGAGACCGGCGGGUGCGAGGGAGGACCAUGGCUUCAGAUCCGGGGCUGGCGGCGAUGCUGCUGUGGACUAUAUCACUACAGGCUCUGGGCACAGCAGGAACGAGCAGCAACGAAGUGAAUCUGCUGGACACGACCACCAUCACAGGAGACUGGGGCUGGCUCACGUACCCGUCACACGGGUGGGACGCCAUUAAUGAGAUGGACGAGUACUUCACCCCCAUCCACACGUACCAGGUCUGUAAUGUGAUGAGCCCCAGCCAGAACAACUGGCUGAGGACGGGCUGGAUCCCCAGAGAGGGAGCCCGGAGAAUCUACAUCGAGGUCAAGUUCACGCUGCGAGACUGUAACAGCAUGCCUGGAGUGCUGGGCACCUGUAAGGAAACCUUCAACCUGUACUACUACGAGUCGGACCGUGCAGUGGGCUCGGCCAUACGGGAAAACCAGUUCAUUAAGAUCGACACCAUAGCAGCUGAUGAGAGCUUCACGGGGGUGGACCUGGGCGUCCGCAGGCUCAAACUCAACACUGAGGUCCGAGGCGUGGGCCCUCUGGCCAAGCGCGGCUUCUACCUGGCCUUCCAGGACAUCGGCGCCUGCAUCGCCCUCACGUCGGUGCGCGUCUACUACAAGCGCUGCGUGGGCGUGAGCCGUAAACUGGCAGUGUUCACCGACGUGGUGACCGGCGCCGACUCCUCGUCCCUGGUGGAGGUCAGGGGUCAGUGCGUGGACCACGCGGAGGAGCGAGACACACCCAAGAUGUACUGCAGCGCUGAGGGCGAGUGGCUGGUGCCCAUCGGGAGGUGCGUGUGCUCCGCCGGCUUCGAGGAGCACAGAGACUCCUGCGUAGCGUGUGAGGUGGGUUUCUAUAAGCCAGUGGCGGGCGACGGCCUCUGUGGUAAAUGUCCUCAGCACAGCCACUCAGAGACCAGAGCUGCCCUCUCCUGCCCCUGCGACUCCAGCUACUAUCGGGCGGCGGACGACCCACCGGCGGCUCCGUGCUCCCGCCCUCCCUCUGCUCCAGUGAACGUCAUCUCUUCAGUCAACGGGACCUCGGUCAACUUGGAGUGGGACCGGCCUCUGGAUACUGGAGGGCGCAGCGACCUGCAGUACAGCUUGUUGUGCCAGAGGUGCUCGGGGGAGGGGGGGCUGUGCGAGGACUGCGCCUCGUCCCCGGGGGGCUCCGGGGCGGGGAAGGCGCCCGUGGGGGCCGGCUUGGGGGCGGGAGGCCUGGUGGAGCGCACGGGCACCGCGGCGGUGCGGUUCAUCCCUCGCCAGGCCGGGCUCACGGAGCCCUGGGUCACGGUGCUCAACCUGGUGGCCCACACCAACUACUCCUUCCGCAUCCUGGCCUCCAACGCUGUGACGCACCUGAGCAGCGAGUCUCCGCUGUACGCAGUGGUCAACAUCACCACAAACCAGGCAGCGCCCUCUGAGGUGCUGGCCAUCCGCCAGGAGAACACCAGUCAGAACAGCGUGACUCUGCUGUGGCACGAGCCGCGUCAGCCCAACGGAGUGAUUCUGGAGUACGACAUCAAGUACUACGAGAAGGAUAAUGAAGAGCAGAGCUACUCCACUCUGAAGUCUAAGAACACCAGCGCCCGGGUGUCAGGGCUGAAGCCAGGCACCAAGUACAUCUUCCAGGUCCGAGCCAGAACGUCAGCAGGCUGCGGCCGCUUCAGCCAGAACGUGGAGAUUCAGACAGGCAAAGCAGCCCCCAUGCGCUACAACACCAUGACCAUCAUCUGGAUUUGCAUGGCCCUGGUGUCCGGCCUGAUCACCUUCCUGUCCAUCAUCAUCUGCAGGAAACGGCAAGGCAACACUUUACCACACUACCCAUCGCUGCUACACUGUGGCUACAGCAAAGCCUUCCAGGACUCUGAUGAGGAGAAGAUGCAUUACCAGAACGGCCACGUGUCAUUCCCCGACGCGAGGUUCUAUAUCGACCCGCACACAUACGAGGACCCCUGCCAGGCGGUCCACGAGUUUGCCCGAGAAAUUGAAGCUUCCAGGAUCAAAAUCGAGAAAAUCAUCGGUUCAGGGGAGUUUGGAGAGGUGUGCUAUGGACGCAUGCGACUCCCAGGGAAACGCGACAUCCCCGUGGCCCUGAAGACCCUGAAGGCAGGAUACACGGAGAAGCAGAAGAGGGACUUCCUGGCUGAGGCGUCCAUCAUGGCUCAGUUUGACCACCCCAACGUCAUCCGUCUGGAGGGAGUGGUGACCCAGAGCAAACCAGUGAUGAUCAUCACAGAGUACAUGGAGAAUGGCUCGUUGGACUCCUUCCUCAGGAGACACGACGGCCAGUUCACCAUCAUCCAGCUGGUGGGGCUGCUGCGUGGCAUUGCAGCAGGGAUGACCUAUCUGUCUGACCUGGGCUACAUCCACAGGGACCUGGCCGCUCGCAACAUCCUGGUCAACAGCAACCUGGUGUGUAAGGUGUCGGACUUCGGCCUGUCCCGAGUAUUGGAGGACGAUCCCGACGCUGCAUACACCACUAGUGGUGGGAAAAUCCCGAUCCGCUGGACAGCCCCUGAAGCCAUAGCAUACAGGAAGUUCUCCUCCUCCAGUGACGUGUGGAGCUACGGCGUGGUCAUGUGGGAGGUGAUGUCCUACGGGGAGCGGCCCUACUGGAACCUGACCAACAGAGACGUGAUCAAAUCGGUGGAGGAGGGCUACCGGCUGCCCGCCCCAAUGGGCUGCCCCGCCGCUCUGCACACACUCAUGCUGGACUGCUGGCAGAAGGAUCGCAACGAGAGGCCUCGCUUUUGCCAGAUAGUCACCGUUCUUGACAAGCUAAUCCGCAACCCAGAGAACCUGAAGUCUCUGGACGCUCUCUGCAGCCAUCUGUCUCUCUCUCUCGGCCGCAGCUUAAACAGCCCUCCGCUGAUGGAGAGAGCUCUGCCCGACUUCAGCAGCUGUAACUCAGUGGAUGAGUGGCUGGACACCAUAAAGAUGGGCCGCUACAAAGACCACUUUGCAGCCGGCGGGUACCACACUCUGGGCCACGUCGUGGGCAUGAACCAGGGGGACAUCCAGAGACUCGGGGUGACGCUCAUGGGACACCAGAAGAAGAUCAUGACCAGCGUGCAGCUGAUGAGGGCGCAGGUCCUGAACAAGAGCGUGCCGUCGGUGCACGUAUAGCCCCGGCACAGCAGCAUCUAGAACCUGACGCGUCUGUGAGGUCUAGAGGGACUGCAGGGGAACCAGACGAGCACAUGAGCGCCAGAAGGAUUUUUGGAGAACGGGACCUUUUUCUGGAGAUUAAGAACAAAAAGGUUUUAACUACAGACCAAGUAAAACAGACUUCUUUGGGACACGUGCGACCUUUUAAUUUUUUCCUAUUUGAUUACAAUUUCUGGGUUAAAUGUCUUGUUUAUAAAUGGAAAGACUGCCUUAAUUGCCACAAAUCAAUUUAAUUUUAUUGUAUACAAAGAAAAGAUAAUUUAUGGAUCAUGAAUUUAUCAGAGUGCUAUGAUUUACUGAACCUGUGCGGGUGGAGGGACGCGGCGGAUGGAGCUUCCCACGCGAUCUGCUGACGCUCGCUGCUUCUCGUGCAGCGAAGACGUGGAGAAGUGAGGUUUGCCGGAUCGUCUCCUCGGCGGAGAAGACCUACAGUACUUCACCCCAGGCUAUUAAUACCAACACAGGCACGUUUCUCCACUGUACAACCUUGAUGAAUGACCCCAGGAGAGCCCGCAGCCUUCUGUCCAGUUUGAAGCCGCACAACUAAUGUACUGGGAGGAGAUAAGAGCUUAGAGUGCACUUUAUUCCAAAAUCUAUCUGUGGUGUGAAGGCUUUAAAGUCCCAGUCUCUACGCAGCUAUACGUGAAGCCAGAGCAUCCUGCUACAGAAACCUAAAAAACAUAUAGAAAAGUCAUAUCUAACACCAUUUAUUAUAAUUUCCACUGUGAAAAUAAAGUGCAUAUAUUGAAAUGACAGAUGGUAUGUGUUUAAAAUAAUUUGGCACAACAUCUGAUCUAGAGUCAGUAUAUUUAGAGAUUUAUUGUUGGAUAUUUUAACGAAGGCUUCCAAACCCACUGCCCUUUAAAGUCCUUAAAUCCGAAGCAAAUGUUUUAAAUUUUAUUUGUGAUGUAAAAAUGUCUGUUUGACCUUGGGAGCAGCAGCCGUCGAGGCUCUUCCUGUCAGGUAAGUGUUGAACCUGAGCUGAGCUUCUUCCUGCUUCUAGCUCAAAGGUAUUUCAAGAGUUCUGCUUAAAUAUUAAAACAUUACUUCUCACAGCAUGUCAGGUACUUGUCUUCCCCUUUUGUUUAAACUACAGAAACACUUUUUUGUGGCUUAAAUACAUUCAAAACAUCCCAUAAAUUGGAAGCAUCUCGCACUAACUUCAAAAAUCCAAAUUUAUUGUAGCACCAUGUCAAUGACAGAACUGGCAUUUUAAUGCCAUGACACCUUCUCUCUUCUACAACUUCUAAUUUCUUGACACCGAAGACAAACAUGGUACCGAAGCUUAUGUCAACAUAUUUACUAAUGGUACAUAUCUGAGCACAUGCACAAUGAAGUGUUACCUCUGUUUAAAUGUGAUGACACUGUUUGCCUCAGAGCUGCCGAUCAGCUGGAGAACAGGAGGCUCUGAACGUCCAUCAGCCGUGUUCUUUCCCCAUGCGCAUCAAGAGAACGUCCUUCCUGUGCACCUCAGUAGGUUUUCCUCUAGAUGGUUGAUGUCAGUUUUUAUUAGUGAAGAACCUCAUAAUGUACUGGAGUUUGUAUUAUAGCGGCGUUUCACUACUGCUUUUUCUCCAAGACACUGGACUUGAACUGAAGAAUCAUAUUUUAUAAUGUUAGGAUAUGUUUUUGCUAGAUGAAUUGAUUUAUAAUGUUUACAGCAAGUUCAGUCACUGGAGGAACGGAAAAAAGAUUUAUUCACAACCUAUUUAUUCAUAUUCAUGUUUCCAAAUAAUACAACUGCAAGAGGUUUUAUUACAGUUGAUGAAUCAUCUUUGUUGCUAAUGAUAAUUCAUAAAUGUGCAAACUGUCCAUAAAUACACAAUAAAGGAACGUUUGUCUGUGUGUGACUGCAA